Molecule: messenger RNA, 3533 nt
Organism: Syngnathus typhle (broad-nosed pipefish)
Lineage: Eukaryota; Metazoa; Chordata; Actinopteri; Syngnathiformes; Syngnathidae
Gene: vgll4b
Product: vestigial-like family member 4b
Exons: 5
Coding region: 320-1288 (322 amino acids)
Biological process (GO): negative regulation of DNA-templated transcription
Molecular function (GO): transcription coactivator binding
Source: RefSeq, a predicted model, not a curated record
CACUUUAGUGUGCGAGAGCUGGCCAGCAUUGGAGUCAUACUCGACAUAGCCUGCGUGUCUGCAGUCUACUUACAGCUGGCUGUGAGCAGAACUGACGCUACUUUGCUCCUAUUAUUGCAUACGUUUGCAAAGUCUUUCUCCAAACUCACCUCUAAGUAGUCUUCUAUCACGGUGAUUUUUGUUUGUUUUUCUACGGAGACUAAAGUAGGAGGCUGGGCCUUUUAACUUAGGUGUCUGUCGCCUGAAAAAAAAAAAAAAAAAAGAACCAGCAACUUGACUUAUUUUUGUUGUCGGUAAGGGUGAGAAAAAAGGGCGAUAAAUGCUACUGACGAAAAUGGAUCUGUUGAAUUUCCAGUACCUGGACAAGAUGAACAACAACAUUGGCAUACUCUGCUACGAAGGAGAAGCAGCCUUGCGAGGAGACCCCCGACUGCAGUCUCUCUCCCUGUCCUCAUCUUCUUCCUCCUCUUCCUCCUCCUCCUCAUCUUCGUCAUCCAUCUCCAGCCACAGGACGGGCCCGCCACCCAUCAGCCCCACCAAGAGGAAGCUGAGCGGGGAGCAGGGGGACAGCGACAUGGACGACAACGAGCACGUGGCCAAGAUGAGCCGUCUGUUCGCCGCACAGUUGAAACCUCAUGGAGACUAUCGUAGCUCCUCCAAGGACCAGAGUCGCAGUCCCAUGGAGCGUGUAGUGGUGCCCGGGGCUCUCGGCAUCCACGCCAACCACCUGUACAGCCACGCCCACCUUCAGCACCAUCACCACCACCUCGCCAGUUUAGCCGCCUUGGACCAGCCGCUGGCGCUCACCAAAAGCAGCGGCAUGGCGGAACGAAGCAGCGUGGCGACUCAUGUUGCCUUGCCGCACGCCGUCACGGAACGCCAGCAGAAUCGUCCAUCGGUGAUCACAUGCGCCCCUGCUAACAACCGCAACUGUAACCUGUCACACUGCCCGCUUUCACACAACGGCUGCUCAAGCCUCACUAACAGCUAUAGGAGGGGACACGCCAACACGGCGUGCGACCCCGUCAUCGAGGAGCACUUCCGUCGCAGCCUGGGCAAAAACUACAAGGAGCCCGAAGCAGCGGCGGCUGCAGCGGCCGCCACGGCGACAGCCACUAACUCGGUGUCCAUCACGGGCUCGGUGGACGACCACUUUGCCAAGGCGCUGGGCGAGACCUGGCUGCAGAUCAAGAACAAGAGCGCGCCGUCGUCAUCCACCAGCAGCCCCAACUCCUCACCCGACAGCCGCAUGAUCAACCACAACCACUCCCCUUCUCUGGUCUCCUGAAGAGGACGAGCAGGGAUUUUGAAGAGGCAGCGGUUCCCGACGGCGGCCUCCUUGAGGGAGCGCCCGGCCUGCUGGUUUGCUUAACACAAAUCACCCCCGCUGAGGAUCAAGUGAGCAAUAAGGAACUGAUGAGGAACUUGAACGUGGCAUCCUCGUGAGCCUUUUGUAGUUAUUUGUACAUAAAGGAACUGUUUUCUUUGUAGAGCUUUUUUAUUUUGUUGUUUGUUUAACUGUAGUUUGGCUAUUCUGCAUCUGAAAGACACAAAAGCGAGUAACAAAAAGGCACCUGACCGUGCCACCAAAGAAACCUUGAGCCUCUUUCACACUGCGCGUCAAAGCUUCGCUGACCGGACUGAGACGUCAUAGAUGACUUGAUUAAUUAAUGGGGACGUUGAAAAGCUGGGCUACAGGUGUGACCCGUGUGACCUUUGACACACUUUGGGUUGGGCACUGGGCCAGGAUUAGCCUUUUAAGCCUGGUGUACUGUUUCAGGUUAAGGUGAGGGUAGGGUUUAAGUUAGAACUAUUUAAAAAAAAAAAAAAAAAACGUUUUAUGCCGAUUCUGAUUUUUGUCAUAGAAUUUCGAUAACUGAUCACUUGGCCAACUUACUUUAGGGUUGCAAACUGGGGUUUCACUACAGGAAUUGGGUUUCAACUUUAUGUUUUCAAGUCUGCAAAGCUGCCUGAUGUAAAAAGCAGUGUGAAAGGUCCCAGUGGUUCUCUUACACCAUUGGCCAAAAGCAUUGGCAACAGACGUUACGCUAAUGCUAACAGUUGACGUCUCCUCAAAAAGUUACUUACCCUGCUUCACUCCAAUGCUUUUUGCAUGUGUUUUUGUUUUGAAUAGCUGGUAUCUAUUAGUAAGCAUUUCAACUACUUCUGAUUAGCCUUCUUUUAAAUUUUUAUUUUUUCUUGUAACACGCGUUAGACAAUAUACACUCACUGCUGGAUCAGUUGUACUCCAUGUUGUUAUAUCGUUGACGUUACUACGUCGUGUGUGUGUUUUUUUUCUUUUUGUUUUUUUUAAAUACAAACGUGUGCUAGCAAACAUCUUUAGCUAGUGGACAGGCUCUGCUAAACAUUUUGCUAACUGAACUGAGAAAAGAAAAACAAAGGCAAGCGUUGAUGUUGAGUCAUCAGUGGUACCGCAUGCUAGCUCCUUGUAGCACACUGUGCUCACCAACGUCCGCUGGCGUGUGUAAAGUGCCCGCCAAGCAGAACGGUUCAGCGUAGACCUAUACGCAGUCUUGGAAAAAUGGCGUCUCGAGUGACAGAAAACUACGUACUCUUAUGAUCUCUUUUGCAGGCAAACAAAUAUAUAUGUCAACACGCAUGUGUUUCCCCCAAAUUGUGGAUUUUGUAUUUCCCGCUUGGUGGAAACGCUUCCAACAAAAAGCUUCUGCAACACAUUCCAUUCUUAUUUGAGGACUACAACUAAGAUGGCCCCUUAUACAAAAGUGCCGUUCGCAGGAGCUGUGCUUCUGUUUGCGCAAGAAUCGUAAAGUCACCCGCUUGCUAAGUUUGUCAUUUCACUACCAUGCUUUAGUUUGAAGCCUGCCUGUCUGCAACACACACACACACACACACACACACACUGUAGGAAAAUGACUUUUCUUUUUUAAUAGGUAACUAUAAGACCAUCAUUACGCUGUGCGUAACGGAUGUACAGAGAAAACAAAUCGUAGGUAUUUUUCAAGGAACAAUUAUUUGUUAAUGAUAUGUAGCUAUUUAAUUGCUUCUUUCUGUCCUCAUAAUCAUUUUCUUCAUGCUGAAAAAGUUGAUCUUUUUUGUUGUCUUGUAAAAGGUUCAAGUGCAGGAACACACAAAAAAAAGCCACUGGACAUUGUCAGUGACAAUCGCUACAUCCAUCAAUUAUUUAAUUAAGGAAAAAAAAAUGCUCGACCCUUUUAAGUUUGAUGACUUUGCUACUAGUUGUCAGCUCCAACGCUGGUUGUUUCUUUACCCAAGUCUUCCAAAAAUCAACAUUUGUCAAACAAAUGCAAGCGUUUCAGUCUUUAAUCAACACGGGCGAUGCGGUGACCAAUCGCAUACUUUGUGGUCCCCUUUGUUUUUUCUUUGUUUCUUAUUUUUACAAAUAGCAUGUAUUUAGUGCUAGGAUCUCUCAACUGUUAAAAAGAAUGCACACAAAGUGUUUGUGGCUGUGUCUCCUACUGAAAAGGUUUUGGCAGGCCACCUUUUUUUGUACGUAAAGUAGCCUUGAUGAACAAUAAAGUGCUUUCAAAUCA